Molecule: messenger RNA, 1529 nt
Organism: Penaeus indicus
Lineage: Eukaryota; Metazoa; Arthropoda; Malacostraca; Decapoda; Penaeidae
Product: A disintegrin and metalloproteinase with thrombospondin motifs adt-2-like
Exons: 10
Biological process (GO): proteolysis; extracellular matrix organization
Cellular component (GO): extracellular matrix
Molecular function (GO): metalloendopeptidase activity
Source: RefSeq, a predicted model, not a curated record
AUGAGUGUUGUAGGUGAUACUGGUACUGAACUCUGCAACAGCCUUUAUAUACUGGGAAGAAGGUGGGCGUGGCUUGGUGUGAAGGGCGGAGUUUCUUGCUCCAUUACCGGCGUGAUCGUGUCCACCAACUACACCCAUCUGGUUAAGCCACUGAACAGGAAGAAAAGGCGGCGACGGCAGGUGGGCGUGGGAGAGGAGGACGAAAUGACACCAGAUGGGCUGCAUGUCAUCCACGCUCGCCAGAAGGAUGCCAAGUGCGCCGUGUUUAACUUACAGGCAAUGAGAGCUCCACGAAUAAUAGUUAAACUAGACGACGUCGGCGAGGGAGAAAGUAACUCGACAGAAGACAGUAAAGACACCGGUACGACUGAAGACAAAGAAGAUGAUGACAUGGAGAAAACAGAUGAAAGAAGAGAGAAUACGAAUGGCACGAGAAACUUCCGUUCGAAAAGGGCAUCUGACGAGGAGUACCAAAUAGAAACGGCGGUGUUUGUGGAUGACGAAAUGUUCAACGUCAUCAAGGAACAGAAUCCCGGAGCAGACACGGUCCAGACGGUCACUGAUGUGGUUUUUGCCAUCAUGAAUGGGGUCCACCUCCUAUACAACGCUCCUACUCUGGAACUCCACUUCACCAUCACCCUCGUUCGCCUCGAGAUCAUCAAAAGUGCCACCAAAGGCCCUUCAAAAUCAGGAGGAGACAUACAGAGGUACCUGAGCAACUUCUGUUACUGGCAGAGGAACCUCAACCGGCGGACAAACCCCCUGGGAGAUCAUUCCCCGGAGUUCUGGGACCACGCCCUCAUGCUCUCGGGCCUCGACCUGUGGGACAUGCAGCCGGAGUUCGACUCUGUUAUAGGACUAGCUUGGGUGGCAGGGAUGUGUCAUCCUACAUACUCCUGCACCAUCAACGAAGGCACAAGCUUUGAGGCCGUUUACGUCAUCACACACGAAAUGGGCCACAAUCUCGGUAUGUCUCAUGACGGGUCGGCGGAGGACCAGAAUAAGUGUAGUGCCGAUAAGCAUAUCAUGUCUUCUUCAACUGGGCCUGGAAAAGUGACUUGGUCCUCCUGUUCCAAUGAAGAACUGCAGGAUUUCAUCGAGAACAGCGACUUCCCCCUGUCUUGCCUGGACGACUUAGCUAGAGGACCCCGGGAGCUGGAUUUUCGCGACGACUUGCUGCCUGGCGAAAGGUACACUGUCACCCAGCAAUGCACCUUCGCUCUCGGGUCCUCCUUCAAGCCCUACGUGACGACGAAGAAUCCUUAUAAUAACGUAUGCCGGGAGGUCUGGUGCCAAAAUACAACCCAUGCCAUGAGGACCCACCCGGCACUUGAGGGCACUUCUUGUGGCAUCAAAAUGUUUUGCGUGAACGGAGCUUGUACCAACAAACCCCAAAAAGCGGUCACGGUACCAACGACGACCCCAGGUACUACCCGCACCAGCACCACCACGACCCUGCCUACCACGACUGUGUCCAAUAAGAAGAAAGUCACCAGCUUCUUCGGCAGAAUACGUGAUUUGUUCAGGAG